Molecule: messenger RNA, 1532 nt
Organism: Paramormyrops kingsleyae
Lineage: Eukaryota; Metazoa; Chordata; Actinopteri; Osteoglossiformes; Mormyridae
Gene: tatdn3l
Product: putative deoxyribonuclease TATDN3
Molecular function (GO): hydrolase activity, acting on ester bonds
Source: RefSeq, a predicted model, not a curated record
GAAGUGUCAGAAGCCGAACUAGUUUCGAUAAUAAUGUAGCAGUGACUCGAAGCUGUAACAGAAUUCUUUCGAGAUAGUGAGCUAAAUUAUUUGUGUUGCACAAUUUUCAUUUAUGCCGAAGAAAUGCUUUAGAUUUUAGUAAGACAUAUAUAAUUGUUCAGCUGCCGGCCACAUGAAAGGCUUUAUUGACUGUCAUUGUCAUAUCUCUGCUGAAGAGUUUGAUAGCGACAUAGAAGAUGUCGUUGAUAAUUCCAAAAAGAAUGGGCUCAUAGCGCUUGUGGCCGUUGCAGAACACGCGGGGGAGUUUGAGAAGAUCAUACAGCUCUCUAAAAGGUUUCCAGGGUUUGUGUUUCCAUGCCUUGGCAUCCAUCCAGUUCAGGGUAUACAUCCAGAAGAGCAGAGGGGCGUGACAUUUCAGGAUUUAGAUGCUGCCUUGCCUCUGAUAGAGAAAUAUAAAGACCAGCUUUUAGCAAUAGGAGAGGUUGGUCUCGAUUUCACUCCUCGAAUCGUUAACAGUGAAACUGGAAAGGAAGAACAGCGACGGGUGUUAAUUCGACAAGCCGAGAUUGCAAAACAACUCGACCUUCCACUGAAUGUUCAUUCAAGAUCAGCGGGCAGGCCUACUAUUCAUCUUUUGAAGGAGCAAGGAGUUCAGAAGGCUCUGCUCCAUGCCUUUGAUGGAAAGCCCUCAGUGGCAAUGGAGGGUGUAAAAGCUGGCUACUUUUUUUCUAUACCUCCUUCCAUAAUAAGAAGUCAACAGAAGCAGAAGCUGGUGCAGCAGCUGCCGUUGGAGCACAUGUGCCUUGAGACGGAUUCGCCGGCCCUCGGCCCAGAGAAGCAGGUGAGGAAUGAGCCCCAGAACAUCGUCGUAGCGGCGGAGUACGUUGCCAAGGUCAAAGGUGUCUCCCUGGAAACAGUGAUGGAGAUAACGAAGCAGAACGCCCUGAAGCUCUUCCCUCGGCUGAAACCUUUCAUCACGGCCUGACAGGGCAGAUCUCACAAGCUGCGGCGUUAAUGUCAUGUUACACAAAAUGUACAUGCCACCAGUGAUUGCUUCAUGAUUAGAAAAAAGAAAUAUGUGUUAUUAAUUGAGGAUCUUCAAAAGAUAUUUUCCUGAAGGUGUCAAACACAUCGUGAAAUUAUAACUUAAGCUUCUCCUAAUUCCACAAUCCCGAUUUUGUGGGAGCCAAACAUUGACCCUCUUUUCUCAAAGGAAUAAUUGCAUUGACUUAGCUCUGCUUUGAGAAUUUGUAUGGGGAGAAUACACUGCGUUGAUACCAAGUUCUCCAUCUUUCAGUUUCCCAUUUACAGUUCGUCUGUAUAAUCGUUGUACUUUAUAAACCUCACAUAUUUGGUUCACAACCGGAUAUGCUUUUGACGUGCCGGUAAAUAUGUACUGAAUAUGAUGUUUGGCGCCCCCUUGCAAUUCUGUAUUUACAUGUAGUUAAUUUAUAGCAGAGUACUCGUUUUGAGACGUAAUUUUGAAAUGUGGGCAUUAAACGACGUUGCAUAACGUUCUGUUUAAAUUUAAA